AUGGUGAAAAAAGUCGUCGAUUCCCGAGUGCACACCCUUAUCAAGAAUUGUGUGCAAACCAAGCACCGUUCUUUCUUUGUGGUUGUUGGUGAUAAGGGAAAGGAUCAGAUCGUCAAUUUGCAUUGGCUUCUUUCUCAAGCUCAAGUCACUGCUCGUCCAUCGGUGCUCUGGUGUUACAAGAAGGAUCUCGGAUUUACAAGUCAUCGCAAGAAGCGUGAAGCCAAGAUCAAGCGAGAGAUCAAGAAGGGAAUUCGUGAGACCAACACUGAGGAUCCUUUCGAGUUGUUCAUUUCAGUGACGGAUAUCCGAUACACCUACUACAAGGAGACGCACAAGAUCCUUGGUAACACUUAUGGCAUGUGUAUCCUGCAAGAUUUUGAAGCCAUUACUCCCAACACGUUGGCUCGUACCAUUGAAACAGUCGAAGGUGGUGGUAUGGUGGUCCUCCUUCUCAAGAGCAUGAGCUCUCUCAAGCAAUUGUAUACCAUGACUAUGGAUGUUCACUCGAGAUAUCGCACCGAAGCACACAGCGAGAUUGUUGCACGAUUCAACGAACGUUUUAUUUUGUCACUUGGCAACAGCGAGAAUUGUUUGGUGGUGGAUGAUGAAUUGAACGUGCUUCCUAUCAGCAAGGGCAAACAUGUCAAGCCAUUGCCAUUGAAGUCCGGCGACGAAGCCAAGACUGAGGAGGAGAUGGAAUUGGAGGAAUUGAAGGAAUCGCUUGCUGAUACAGAGCCUGUUUCAUCUUUGGUGAAGGGUACCAAGACGAUUGACCAAGCCAAGGCGGUGCUCACCUUCAUUGAGGCCAUCUCUGAAAAGUCGUUGCGUAGCACAGUGGCCUUGACAGCAGGUCGUGGUCGUGGUAAAUCAGCAGCAUUGGGUAUCGCUAUGGCAUCAGCAGUUGCAUACGGCUAUUCGAAUAUCUUUGUCACAUCGCCCAGUCCUGAAAACUUGAAGACUCUCUUCCAAUUUGUCUUCAAGACUUUUGAUACGCUUGGUUAUGAGGAGCAUUUGGAUUAUGAUAUCGUACAGUCCACCAAUCCUGAUUUCAACAAGGCCAUUGUUCGUGUCAAUAUCUUCAGACAACAUCGUCAAACGAUUCAGUACAUUCAACCCCAAGAUGCCCAUGUUCUUGGUCAAGCUGAAUUGCUUGUCAUUGAUGAAGCUGCUGCUAUUCCUCUUCCCGUUGUUCGCAAGUUGCUCGGUCCUUAUCUCGUGUUUAUGGCAUCGACGAUCAAUGGUUAUGAAGGCACCGGUCGAUCCUUGUCCCUAAAGUUGAUUCAACAACUUCGUGAGCAAUCUCGUGGUUUCAUUGGCAAGUCCGGCAGUGUAGCCAAGGAUGCUUCUGGUGAAAACGUUUUGGUGGAUCGCUCCAUGAAUGCUAGAAAGGCUGAUGAAGCUGAUGGUUCCUCGGUGGGUGGACGUACUCUUAAGGAGAUCAAGUUGGAGGAGCCCAUUCGUUAUGCACCCAAUGAUCCUGUUGAAAAGUGGUUGAACAAGUUGUUGUGCUUGGAUGCAUCGGUCAUUUCCAAGAAUAUCCAGGGUUGUCCUCAUCCAUCCGAAUGUGAGCUUUACUAUGUCAACCGUGACACCCUCUUUUCGUACCAUGCUGUCAGUGAAACCUUUUUGCAACGUAUGAUGGCUUUGUAUGUCGCCAGCCACUACAAGAACUCGCCCAAUGAUUUGCAAUUGAUGAGUGAUGCUCCUGCCCAUCAUUUGUUUGUACUCUUGCCAUCGAUGUCUGAACAACAAAGCAACAGCUUGCCCGAUCCUUUGGUGGUUGUCCAAGUAUGUCUUGAAGGUGAAAUCUCGCGUCAAACCGUUGUCAAUUCGCUUUCACGUGGUCAACGCCCCGCUGGUGAUAUGAUUCCAUGGCUCUUGUCACAACAAUUCCAAGAUGAAGAUUUCGCUAGUUUGUCGGGUGCUCGUGUGGUGCGCAUUGCUACUCAUCCCGACUAUGCAAACAUGGGCUAUGGUUCACGUGCAUUGGAGCUCUUAAAGUCAUAUUAUCAAGGCGAGAUUGUCAAUCUUAGUGAAGAAGCUGGUCAAGAUGAUGAUGAAUUCAAGCUUGUGGAUGAUGACGAAUUGGAAAAUGCCGACUUGAGUACAGAGCUUGUGAAGGUGCGUGAGAAGAUGCCACCUUUGUUGACCGAGCUUAGCCGAAAGAACCCACCACGUUUGGAUUACCUUGGUGUGUCCUAUGGUUUGACACCCUCGUUGCACAAAUUCUGGAAACGCUCCGGUUUUGUACCUUUGUAUGUGCGUCAAACACCCAAUGAUUUGACCGGCGAACACACCUGUGUCAUGAUCAACACAUUAAGCAGCACCGUUUCAACCGCACCAUGGCUUGAUGCUUUUGCACGAGACUUUUCAAAGCGAUUCCUCAACUUGCUUUCAUACCAGUUCAGUGAUUUCCCCGCAUCCAAUGCCUUAAGUGUGCUUGAAGCUGCUAAACAAGGUCAAGAAGAUCAUUCCGAAGAGCUCACUCGUUCGGCACUCAACUUGUUCUUUACGCCUUACGAUUUGAAACGUCUCGAAUCCUACUCGAACAACAUGCUUGAUUACCAUGUGAUCCUCGAUUUGAUCCCUACUGUUGCUAUGCUCUACUUUCGUGGUGAGAUGGGCAACGAUGUCAAGUUAUCAGGUGUACAAAGCGCUCUCUUGCUUGGUAUUGGUUUGCAACGCAAGAGUGUGGAUGAUUUAGAACGUGAACUUGGCCUUGCCAGCAACCAGGUGCUCGCCAUGUUUGUCAAGAUUGUGCGUAAAGCAAGCCAAUUCUUUACCAAUGUCCAAAGCAAAGCUAUCGAGGAAGAGUCCCCUGAUCUCAAGCGCAAAAAGCUCGAAGCUGAAGCUGAAGAUAUGGAAGAAGACAAUGAGGAAUCAGAAAAGCGUGACAUUAUGGAUGAUGAUGCUUGGGUGCCUCUUAAGGAGACCUUGGAUAGUGAGCUCAAGGAAGCUGGCAACGAAGUUUUGGAUGGUUUCCGAUCCAAGCAGCGUGAAAUGAUUGAUUCAUUGGAUUUGUCGAAAUACGCUAUUGGUGGUGAUUCCAAGGAUUGGGCUGCUGCUGAAGCUCAAGUCGAUGCCAUGGCUUCUGGCAAGACCAAGUCGUCGCUUGUAAGUGUCAAGAAUGCUCAAUCCACCAAGAAACGCAAGGCUGCAUCUGCAAAGGAGAUCACUGCACAAGAAAAGAAGGGCAUUGAACAACGCAAGAUCAAGAUGUCUAAAAAGACAAGACGUUCAUAG
This is a messenger RNA of Lichtheimia ornata, 3243 nucleotides long. RefSeq lists its product as uncharacterized. Gene Ontology annotation, molecular function: tRNA binding; 18S rRNA cytidine N-acetyltransferase activity; ATP binding. The record is from RefSeq and is a predicted model, not a curated record. The transcript has 5 exons. Gene Ontology annotation, cellular component: 90S preribosome; nucleolus. Gene Ontology annotation, biological process: rRNA acetylation involved in maturation of SSU-rRNA. NCBI's taxonomy places the organism in Eukaryota, Fungi, Mucoromycota, Mucoromycetes, Mucorales, Lichtheimiaceae. Bases 1 to 3243 code for a protein of 1080 amino acids.